This is a messenger RNA of Carassius auratus (goldfish), 765 nucleotides long. RefSeq lists its product as uncharacterized. The transcript has 4 exons. Bases 67 to 765 code for a protein of 232 amino acids. NCBI's taxonomy places the organism in Eukaryota, Metazoa, Chordata, Actinopteri, Cypriniformes, Cyprinidae. The record is from RefSeq and is a predicted model, not a curated record.
UGCAGCAAUGCUGCUCCAUUCAUUCAAAGAACCGAAGCACGUUCGAGAGGAAAGACGCAGACAAAGAUGUUCCCCUUUGGUCUGUUUGCAGUUUCAGCAUUUGUAUGGCACGGUGUGUCUGGUGCAGACAGAGUUUCAGUGUCAGCAAUGGAUGGAGAUUCAGUCACUCUACACACUGGUGUUCAAACAGACCAACAAGAAGAUAUUCAUUGGUAUUUUAAAACCAAUCGCAUCGCUCAAAUCAAUGGAGAUUUCAAAAUCUGUAAAGAUGAUCAGUGUGUAGGCACUGAGAGAUUCAGAGACAGACUGAAGCUGGACAAUCAGACUGGAUCUCUGACCAUCACAAACAUCACAAACACAGACUCUGGACUUUAUAAACUAGUGGUAAUCAGCAACAGCAGCGACAGUGAAACAAUCUUCAAUAUUGUCAUUGGUGUUUCUGCUGCUGAACUGUGUGAAGUGAAGGAGGGAGAAUCUGUCACUUUAGAUCCUGGUGUAAUAAAUCACCCAAACGAUUCGAUGACGUGGUAUUUUAAUGACACUUGCAUCACUGAAAUCACUGGAGAUCAGAGUAAGAUCUGUACAGAUGAUCAGUGGGAUGAGAGAUUCAGAGGUAGAAUGGAGGUGAAUCAAACUGGAUUCCUCACCAUCACAAACACCAGAAUCACAGACUCUGGACUUUAUAAACUACAGAUCAACAGCCGCAGAUUCAGCAUCACGAGGAGCUUCAGAGUUACUGUCUCUGCAAGCAAUAUGAUUGGAUGA